AUGCCUCAUCCGUCGAUUCCCCCUCCGAAUCCAAUUGAGGAACAACUCAAAGCCCUGUUUUGGCGAUUUGACAAGAACAAGGACGGCCGCCUUAGCAAGCAAGAGAUCGAGGCUGCCCUCAAAGAACUAGGUGGUAUUAUCCCUGGGUACAGAGCAAAUAGAGGACUCAAGCAUGCUGAUAAUAAUGGAGAUGGAUACAUAAGUGAUGGAGAAGUCGAUGAGCUCGUUAAAUAUGCCAUUAAAUGGGGUAAAGAUUGCAAGAAGUUAGGUCACGAUCAAAAAGGCACCGAGGAACAACUCAAAGGCUUGUUUUGGCGAUUUGACAAGAACCGGGACGGCCGCCUUAACAAGGAAGAGCUCAAGGCUGCCUUCAAAGAACUCGGUGCUAUUUUCCCUGGCUUCAGAGCAUAUAGAGGACUCCACCAUGCUGAUGAUAAUGGAGAUGGAUACAUAAGCGAUGAAGAAGUUGAUAAGCUCGUCAAAUAUACUUUACAAAUCGGUUAUAAAGUUAAUUAA
Molecule: messenger RNA, 516 nt
Organism: Mangifera indica (mango)
Lineage: Eukaryota; Viridiplantae; Streptophyta; Magnoliopsida; Sapindales; Anacardiaceae
Product: calmodulin-like protein 3
Exons: 2
Coding region: 1-516 (171 amino acids)
Molecular function (GO): calcium ion binding
Source: RefSeq, a predicted model, not a curated record